UUCCUUCAACAGAGGAGUUCCAAAUACCAUCAGCUGUGUUAGAAACCGCCUUGGUGAGCAGCAACAAGAGCGUGGGAAAUAUUAGAUGGAAUUGGAGUGUUCCAGAAACUGGUGAAUACUAUUUUUUGAUGUGCUUUGCUGAAGUAGAAGAACUUGACGUUAAUGCAAUAAGGGAGUUCAAUAUAAGUAUCAAUGGAUAUUCAUACCAGUCUCCUGUUACAUUACAUAGCUACCUCGAUUCGAUUGUCGUCAAGUAUGGACCCAUCAACGCUGAUAGCUUGGAAAAUGUCCAAUUUUCUCUUGACCCUACCAAUCGAUCGAGCGUGGGUGCAAUUAUUAAUGCUCUGGAUAUCUACCAAUAUAGGAGUCUACCCAACAAUGGAACUAAAAGUGAAGAUGUGAAUGCCAUUGCUGACAUUGUGAGGCACUUCAAUCUGGAGAAAGAGUGGAUGGGUGAUCCGUGUCUUCCACAGAAAUAUAGUUGGGAUUGGGUGGAUUGCAAUCAAGACUCCUCACCAAGGAUUAUUGCAGUGACACUACCCAACAGGCAUCUGAAUGGAACCAUACCUCCAAGCUUUUCCAAUCUCUCUGCUCUUGUUAAGUUGGACUUGGCAAGAAAUAAUUUGAGUGGUUCAAUACCAGAGGCUCUGGCUAUUCUCUCCAAUCUUAAACAACUGAAUUUGGCAGACAAUGACUUAAACGGAUCAGUGCCAAUUGGUCUGUCUGAACAAAAGCAACGUGGAAAACUCAUUCUGAGUGUUUAUGGCAAUGAAAAACUUUGCCAAGUAGGCAUUUGCAAGGAUGGCCGAAAAGGAAAGAGUAGCAAAACACUAUUUGUUUGGUUAAUAGUGGCAGGAAUUGCAAUACUUAUAUCCUUUACUGCAAUAUUAAUCUUUAUAAAAAUUAAAUCAAGCAGAAAAAUUCGAAAAGGGAAAACUGAAACAGGACAUUUAAAUCUUGACAAUUUUGAUGGAUGUCGAUCAUUCAGUUUCAUAGAGGUAAGAGCUAUGACUAGCAACUUUCAGACGGAGAUUGGAAAAGGAGGAUAUGGAUCUGUUUAUCUUGGUUGUCUUCAAGACAAGGAUGUGGCCGUCAAAAUCUCGUCUGAUAAAUCACAUAAGGGUGCCAUACAGUUUUCCACAGAGGUAGAAAUUCUCUACAAAUUACACCAUAAGAAUCUCAUAAAAUUUAUGGAUUACUGCGAAGAGGAACAAAAUUUGGUUCUUGUAUAUGAAUACAUGUCCAAUGGAGACCUGCGACAUUUUCUGGAUGGUCAAACUUCUUCAAGAAAUUAUCUGCGCUGGGAAAGAAGACUCAACAUUGCAUUAGAUGCUGCUCAAGGAUUGGAAUAUCUACAUGUAGGAUGCAAGCCAAGCAUUAUUCACAGAGAUGUAAAGAGCUCCAAUAUUUUGUUGAAUGACCAAAUGGAAGCAAAAAUAGCAGAUUUUGGGUUGUCAAGGAUGGGACCAUUGGAUGGAGCUACACACGUAUCCACCCUUGUAAAGGGUACCAUUGGAUAUCUAGAUCCAGAAUAUUAUUCUACAAAUCGAUUGACAGAAAAGAGUGAUGUUUAUAGCUUUGGAGUUGUUUUGAUGGAGAUUAUUAGUGGAAAACAUCCUCACUUUGUAGAUGAUUCAACAUCUAACAGUGAACACAUACAAAUCACUAAUUGGGUAAGGGCAUCCUUAUUAAAGGAUGACAUAGAGAACAUUGCAGAUCCUACUUUACUUGGAAAUUAUGAUAAAGAUGCAAUGUUGAAAGUGGCAAAUUUGGCAAUGGUUUGUACUUCACCUCAUUCUAAGAAUAGGCCUACAAUGAAUGAGGUGGUGUUAGAAUUAAAGGAAGCAAGUCAAUUCGAAACACAUGAAAUUGCAUCCUCACAUUCUCAUCCUUCUUUACAAACCUCUCAUAAUGUGGACUCAGAUGUGUCAUUAUAUUCAGUUGGUAGAUGAGAUAGAGGAAGAUGUUACAAAAUGGGCAGGGGAACACUCACAAGAAACCAAAAUAGCAGUAAUGAAAUCCUACCUCUAUUGUGGCUUAUUUCAUUUUAUUCACAUCAAUAGCCUAUAAUAACCUUUUGUAAAGAAAAUUAACAUUC
Messenger RNA from Cryptomeria japonica (Japanese cedar), 2098 nucleotides. Its product is annotated as LRR receptor-like serine/threonine-protein kinase IOS1. Bases 129 to 1952 code for a protein of 607 amino acids. The transcript has 12 exons. The record is from RefSeq and is a predicted model, not a curated record. Gene Ontology annotation, molecular function: ATP binding; protein binding; protein kinase activity. Gene Ontology annotation, biological process: protein phosphorylation. Lineage: Eukaryota; Viridiplantae; Streptophyta; Pinopsida; Cupressales; Cupressaceae.